UAUGAACUAAUCUGGUCAGAGUGGUACGUGGUUUGAUUCAGAGAUGGGCAUGGAGGAACAAGACUCGGAGAAGAAGGUGGAGAUCGUCCUCAAAACUAUUGGUCCUGCACGCCCCUCUCGCCUCCUACUUCCUUCUUCCAUCAAGGUGCGUGAUUUGAGGAGGUUAGUUGCUGAGAAUGUUAAUUUACCAAUUGAGAACUUGAGUCUUAUUCUGCGUGGAUGUGCUUUGUGUGACAUGAAAAAUGGAGAUGAAUUAUCUGUACAACUCAAUGAUGGAGAUAGCUUGAUUGUUGCUGUCAAACCAAAGCCACCCGUGAAGGAUGAAUAUGACAAUGAUGAUGAUGAUGAAGAUCUGAAGUUUCGGCUUCCUCACUCAUCAAGUCGGUGGAAGAAGUGGCUUUACACUUUUCUACACGAUAACUUGAAGCUUCCAGAUGUUGUUUUGAUGGUAAUUUUCACUCUGAGUCUGAAGGCGUGGCUUCUCAUAACUUUGUGGUUUAUCCUUGCUCCUGUCGCCCACAGAUGGGAUCUCGGACCUUUGUAUAUACUUGCAACUGGCUUUUGUCUCAUUCUCUUCAACCUUGGAAAGCGCCAAGCUGGUGACAUCAGUGCAUAUUCUAUCUUCAAUGAAGACUUCAGAGAGCUUCCAGGGACGCUUAACGCAGAUCGGCUUGAUAGAGAUAUAAGAGCAGGACAAUUUUGAGCCUUGCCGCACUCUUUUCAAUCUCCCCGACAUUGAUGUCAAGUCACAUGAUGUAUAUCUGCAGAAUCACAAGGAGAUAAUUGACUAUCCAAAGAGUUAACAAGUACAGUACCAAUGAAAAUGACAAAGUUUUCCAUUAGACCUGCGCCCCUUCUGUGUAUAUAUCAUGUACGAUGUACUGAUACGAUUGAGAUGAACGUUUCAUUGUGGAUUAUUGGGUCUAUGUCUCUGCUACCGAGGCUCCUGUUUAUGAAUUUCAGAGUUCACACUUUUGGUGCAGCGCCCACCUUUGGGCCAUAUAUGCAGAGAUUUGUCAGGAAUCAAAAAUUGAGAGUGGUAUUUUAAUACUGUUAAGACUAUA
Vigna angularis (adzuki bean) is the source of this 1064-nucleotide messenger RNA. RefSeq lists its product as uncharacterized. Gene Ontology annotation, molecular function: protein binding. The coding region runs from base 44 to 703 and encodes 219 amino acids. The record is from RefSeq and is a predicted model, not a curated record. The transcript is spliced from 8 exons. NCBI's taxonomy places the organism in Eukaryota, Viridiplantae, Streptophyta, Magnoliopsida, Fabales, Fabaceae.